Molecule: messenger RNA, 6136 nt
Organism: Calidris pugnax (ruff)
Lineage: Eukaryota; Metazoa; Chordata; Aves; Charadriiformes; Scolopacidae
Gene: DNAJC24
Product: DnaJ heat shock protein family (Hsp40) member C24
Exons: 5
Coding region: 156-596 (146 amino acids)
Biological process (GO): positive regulation of ATP-dependent activity
Molecular function (GO): ferrous iron binding; ATPase activator activity
Source: RefSeq, a predicted model, not a curated record
GCCCUUCAGCCACACAUGCCGCUGCUCGCCCCCACCCGCCACGCCGCGCGGAAGGGGCUGUUUCCCACCGGACGACUUAUCCGGGGCACCGGCCGCCUUCAUCAGCGGGCCGGCGGUGCGGGGCAGUGCUAAGAAAUUUCAAAAACAGUCAGACUAUGGCCUUUGAAAGGAUAACACAAAAGGACUGGUACAAAAUCCUGGGUGCAAAUCCAUCGGACAGUCCGGCAGAACUAAAACAGAAGUACCAAAAACUUGCUUUAUUAUAUCAUCCAGACAAACAGAAGGCAGAUGUGCCAGCAGGAGAAGUGGAGGAGCGCGUGCAGAGGUUCAUCGAAAUCGAUCAAGCGUGGAAAAUUCUAGGGAACGAAGAGACAAAAAAAGAGUAUGACCUGCAGCAGCGUGAAGAUAAUCUGACAAAAGAAUGGCCACUACACGCACAAAUAUGUCUUGAGGAUAUGUCCUGGAAUGAAGAUGAACAAUGUUACACUCUUUCAUGUCGCUGUGGUGGGAAUUACACUAUCUUCAAGAGUGAAACCAAAGACGUAUCUUUGGUUUGUUGUGACACAUGUUCACUCGUCAUCGAGAUCCUUCAAUGAUUGUUUCAAUCAAGGACAUUAAGAGUUACAAACUUAAAAAGACUGGACAAACAGGGGACAGCAACUUGCUAAAGAAAUGUAUGUUAAAGAAAAGGGGGCACUACAAGAACAAGUUCAGUCAGGCUUAAGAACGGAAAUGUGCCCAUUUGCUCACAGAGCUCUGCGGACAUCAGCCUUGGUUUUUUAACUUCUGCAGCUAAAGGGCUCGUUAUUAAAAUCCUCCCCAAGAGAACACUAAGUUCUCUACAACUGGAAUACAGCUCAUGAGCUAAAUGAAAUUUCUUUCCCAGCAAACAACGGAGUAUCUCAGUCUAUAUCAACUAUACCUUGGGCCCUACCUCUGAGGUUAAAUCCUUUUAACAGCUCAGAUGACAAAAUUUAAUCAGGAGGCAUAUACCUGAGAAUGCUUUGAAGAUAAUAAAGAGCAAGGUGCGUUAAUGGGAAACAGGAACAUUUUCAAUUUCUGUGCUAAAUAUUUAACUUCAUUAAAUCCUCACAAGGACUUGAGCCUUGGAAAAAGGUGGCAGAGACUUGCAGAUCUCUCAGGCUCGUUGUCUCGGUCCGAAGUAGCAGGUAACUGGAACAGUGCAUCUAUGUUAACUAUCCAGCUUGGAGAGUUUUUUUCAUAGAACCAUAGAAUGGUUUGGGUUGGAAGGGACCUCAAAGAUCAUCUAGUUCCAACGCCCCUGCCAUGGGCAGGGACACUUCCCACCAGACCAGGUUGCUCAAAGCCCCAUCCAGCCUGGCCUUGAACCCCUCCAGGGAUGGGGCAGCCACAGCUUCUCUGGGCAACCUGUGCCAGUGUCUCACCACCCUCAUAGUAAAAAAUUGACUCUCUCCAUCAUCUGAAUAAACAGUGUCUUCAUCCUUAGAUGAAAAGUAACUGGGAAGCUGUGCUCUGGGCCCUACUGGGCGUACAGUCCACCAGGCCAAACUGGAGCCAGUUUAAGGAAAACCCUACAAAAACAGAUAUAAGUGACUAGCAGAUCCAGAACCCCACUGGUGGUGUUCUCAGUUCCAAUCUUAGCAUGCCACAUUACCUGCUAAAGGAGGCACAGCCUAUGUGUGGCUCUGGAUGUGUGACAAUGACAAUGUAAUAGUGCAUUGUGCCUUUUUCAUCCCUUGUUAACAGUCACUGCCAACCUUGGCUUGUAGUAAAAACCCAAACUUUCUAAUAAAUCCAAGCACUUAGCGCAAAUAGCCAGAGGAAACAGAGUAAGAGCCAGAUCAUUUGUGUUGAUGGCAGCAGUGUAUCAUUCCCACUUUCAAGUUAGAUGUAAUCUCAGAAAGAGACAUCUUUGUCAAGUAAUACUUGUGUUUAUUCUAAACAAAAAUAGUUCCAUUGAUUUUAGUAGAAAAUACUAUGAAAGCUGGCCAUAGUCACUUAAAUCUUUCAAUCAUCAAGAAAUCUAUGGCCAUUGGGACUUGCACGUAGAAAUCCGAAGUCAUUCAGAGGCCAGAUCUGUAAAAUAAAAUACAGUUACAAGAGAUUUUAAUCACAACUCAAAGUUCAGUAUUUUAAUUUGUUAUAACCUGCACCAUUUUUUAGCUCUUUGGUUGACAGGAUAUAUGAACUUUUCUCACCUGUGUGUUUGUUUUACCAGGAGUAAUAAAUACUAUAUAUCAGGAGGAAUCAUCAUUCCAUAGUGGCUGGAGACAACACUAAUUUAUACACAGCGUGCUUUGCUAUGGCGAGCCUCACAAAUUAGGGGGGGUGGGGUGGUGUGUCCAGCCUUGGAAAUAAAUAAUUCCUAGGAAAUAUCUUUUAAAUUCAAAGUUUUCCAGCUUGUAAACCUCUUAAGAACUUACAAGACAAAGUAUAUAUUUUUGAUCCGUCUAGGAGAAGAAAGAAUACCAUGGACAUUAUCUCCCAGUGCAAGUAGUUCUGUGAGGUGACCAUUUGUAUUUCCAAGAUGGACAUUUGAAUGGCAAACGCCAAACAUUGGAAAAAAAUUUCCUCAGGCUUAUAGGUAAGCUUAUACCAUGCAAAGAGGUAUAAGGGGGUGGAGCACCUGCCACCAGCAGGGCUCUCAACCAAGGGGCUCCUCUGAGAAGGGGACUACCAUGUAGAAAAAGAAGGAGCACAAAUCACAACCAAGUAGAAGCACAAGUGUCACAGAACAAUGCUCACCAGUAAGAAAAAACUUUCUCCCCAGAAAUUAACUAUCUAGCUGCUCAUACUGCUGAGUGAUCCCAGGAGUACUUUCCUCUGAACAUUCACUAAUUACAUGUAGGCUGGUCUGGGAUGGAAAAAAAAGUUGCAGGGAAUCAAGGGCAUUCUUUUACGCUUUGUCCUUUGUCUCCCUUGACUGCCUGUGUCUCCUCAGCACACGUUAUUUCAAGGACGGCACAAGGGGAUCAGCAGGAAGAAGGGAAUGAGAUGAUGUUGAAGAAGGAAUGCCCUUUGUGGCUCUCAUCCCAUAAAAAUCUCACAGCCUCUGCUCAAGAUGAAGUGACCUAAACAGAGAGAGAUGAUGCUCUACCUUGUUCCCAAAGCAUCUGUCAGUACAAUGUUUAUCUUGCUCAUUUUUCUUAAGAAUUUGAUCUUAAGUAAAGUAUGCAUUCACCUUCCAGGAACAGCAACUUACUCCUUAACUGAAUUCCUGGAACACCCACAGCACAGGAGGAGCUUUUGGUGCUUUCUGCGUGGAGUGCAAAAGUAAUUUGCUGAGUUUACAAGAGGAAGCACAGUGCCAAGGUUCAAUAUUUGAAACCCCAUGACUUAUCCCCAGCACCAAAGACAACGUCAGAAGAGGCAGAGGCAGUUAAGGAUGGACAUAGCAUCAACUUGCUACUAGAGUAAUGCACUUCCAGCAUGUGCUGCCAGGCACUCUCUAGACUUGCCUCUCCCAGGCCCCUUGGGGCUCUGGGCUAAAUUGCCAUCAGCUGGACUGUGCCUGGGCCCUCUGGAGGACAGGAGAUGAGUCAUUUCCAGGACCUCAAGUUCUGAGGAUGUAAAAAAAGCUUAAAGCUCUCUUGUGCAAGUAUCUUAGAAAAUAUGUGUCUUUUGGGGGGGAUGAGCAGUUAGGAGCAUGAGGAACAUCUGCUGAUAUACAGAAAUACACAGAAAUAAUAUGCAUAUUAGCCAGUGAGCUAUUUAAAGAUCCACACAAAUACACAGUGAUACGAACCAAUAACAGAAGGGUGUUUGUGAUCUUGGUUCGAAGCAAAGCUACGGCACUGAAGGCUCUCCUGAGGGCCCGUGCUGGCUGCAGGCUGGGUGACAACUCUUUGUUUGGCCUUGAAGGCAAACGGGAGUAAAAGGGAACAGGAAUAUCCCACGUUAUAAAUCUAAGCUGAUCUGAGUAAAGGCCCAGAGAAGGAAGUAUCUUAAGCCAUUCGCUACGGCACAAAUCUCUUUUCAGGCAACUCAAAUCACACCUAUUGCAACUUGACUUUCUUUCAGUGAACGUAAUCAAAUUUGUUUUAAAUAUUGUUUUGAUAACUCAGUUUCAUCACAGUAAUCUUAGAAGUAAGAGUUAGAAUAAAAAUGAUGUUUUAUCCAGUCUGUGUGCAGGAGAGAACGUGAGAAACAAUAUUCAUGGUUGGAAAGAUGAUGGAACAAGCCUUCUCCGUGAAACAAAGACCUGCCACUGCGUGUAGUAAUUCCCAAGUCUUUUAAAGUUAUGACAGAAGUUGACUGUGACUUGUUGGUUCAAACUGGCUAGUCCAAUUAGCAGCUAUUUCCCCUUGCCCUCUUUGGUUUGGCCUACAUAGAUUUGAUCUGAUGGACGGGGGAUAAAUGGGGCUAACUAGCUCUUUUGAAGAUAGAGCACAGGUCUAUUUUUGGCGUGGAGCCUAAGCCCAGGGAAUGCACAGGAUAUCCUGCCUAGGACAGGAUGAAGCAUGAGUUCUGUCAAAGUGGGACUCCCAGGCUUUUACUGAAUUUUCAGCUACUUUGAUUUCAGUGGCCUUUUUAAGGAAUGAACUUGUCUUUCAGAGCGGCAGCGGAUAUGCUGGCAGGGAGGAAAAGGGGCAAAUAAAAUUACAUAUCAUUUCUGCAUUAAGGUUAAAAACUGGUGCAGCAACACUGACUGAGACUCUGAAGUCUUAACUUCACUGAUAAGCUACAGAGAGAAUUAACAUUUAUGUUUUGCCAAGAAUAAGUUGCCUAAACAAGCUUGGUGCAAGCUCUCUCCUGUUGAAAUCCAUUGCUUCUAAUUAGAUUAUUUUGCAUCUACUACUAAAAAUGUAACUUGGCAUUCAAAGGCACUGCUACAUCUGCUUCUCCACAAUCCUCUUUAAGCUUCCAUUCUCACAGAAGUAAAAGAUUCUUCAUGAGAAAGAAGCCAAAACUCUACCAGACCACGUUAAAAAGCAUAUAUAGGCUUCUUGGCCAGUGAUCUACUAAUUAGCUACCACCAUGCAGACUAGCUGUAUUCUGCUGCCUUUCACUGUAACGUUCAAUAGCAACAUACAAUAGCAAGAUCACUGCAUUCUAAUGUGAAUUACCAUAAACAGCCCAAACUAUAAACACUCAUUUGAAGAAUAAACUCAUUUUUGCUUUUGUUAGGCACCAUAUACUUAAAUCUCAUUAAAGUGUUAAUAAUCACUCCCCCAUGCACCAUCAUAAAACAACUGCUAUAAAAUUUAGUUAAAUCAUUAUUUUGAUUAAGUAUCAAGUGAUUGCAUACUGUCUUUUUAAACAGACAAUAUUCUGGAGUCCUAAAGUGCUACUUCAGUAUGUAAUGUCUGUGUGUAAGUUCCAUUCAUUUUACAGAGUUUACUGCUUGCCAAAUUUAGGGUUCAGUCCUGGCAGGCACUUCAUUAAAGUCUCUCAAACAUCUUUCUUGUUGUGGUACAAGCUGGACACAAAUUUAUUGCUGGGGAGAAAUACUGGGAAUAAUUAUGGCUGUCCACAUACAUAGAUUAUUUGCUAUCAGUGCCCUUAAAGUAGUAAACAGCAGUUUUUCUGUAUUAGUACAUCAGUUGGUGAAAUACUUUUUUCAGUUGAAUUAUUAAUGCCACAUUCUUACUAAGAGGCCUGUCAGCAUAUUAGCAUCAUUCUGUUUCAGCAGUUAAUAAUCCCAGCUAAAACUUGGGUCAUAAAAAUAGCCCUAUUUCGAAUCAGCAUUUUUUCCUCUGGUGUGCAUGGCAGGGCAAACAAUAGAGGGAAGGAAGGGAGGGCACUCCAUAAACACUGGGGAAGAACUCGCAGCAAAUGCUACCCAGAAAGAGGAGAGGUCAGGCACAACGCGGUGCUGGGGCUGAGGGGGACAUGUUAGUUGAGGUUUGGGAAGCAAUUAGUGAUUACGGCCAAUAGCUGCAAGGUUUUUUUUGAAAAGUCCUAAGCUGUGUUCAUAAAAACUGUAAAUUAAAUAUAUAAAACUUUGUUAAAUUGGAAAGAUCUGAUCCUCCCCGUGUGUGUACUACAGCUGUGCUAAAUUAUGGUUUUGUGGAUGUGUUGCAAUGUAUGGAGAACAGUUUUUAUUGUUCUGAAUGGCAGCAUUUUAAAUCUAGCUUCAUAAAAGCUGGUGCAUAAGUCUAUAAUAAAUACAUAUUCCCUUUUUUCUAAGAUUAAACUUUUUAUGGAGAGGAAA